GGGUUACCCCCAACUGCACAUCAACGUCUCCCAGGGAAACAGUGAGGAGCAUCUGGAUUCCCACAGCCCGAAAGCAGCAAGUGGUCCCCACGUGAAAGACAAAGAACUGUCCCCUCUGGACUGGAUGCGGCAACCAGAUGCUUCCUGCAGAACAAGCCCUCAGGAUUCACAAAACCUUCCGAAAUCUUUGCGGAGAGAACUUGCGCACGAGGACUACGAGAAGUCGCCGAAGGACCAGCGCUACUUAGAGAUCGGCUGUUGGGACUCCGCGGAUAAAUACGAGUUGAGCGCGAGUUCCGGCGAAUGUCACCUGAGCAACGGCAGCCUCAGUCCUACGAUGAUCUACGGGGACCCCUCGACGACCCUGCCCUUGCACCCCACAAAGAGACCCGCCUCCAACCCUCCUCCUAUCAGCAACCAGGCAACUAAAGGCAAACGGCCAAAGAAGGGCAUGGCGACGGCGAAGCAACGCCUUGGCAAAAUCUUGAAGCUCAACCGCAAUGGCCACGCCCGCUUCUUUGUCUAACACCCAGCCCCCGCAUAUUCCCGCGCAUAACAGUAUUGGGGCGACCCGAGGCCUGGAGCUUCUUCCCGUCGCCCGACUCCGCUGAACUGAAACACUCACCCCAUUAAGCAUCGCCGCAAGAACAAAGAUGUCCGCUCUUACACUGUGCCAUGCCCACUCAGCAAUAACCAGAGGACUCUGGAUUCAGGUUUCUGGUUUUCGGGGAGAGGGGCGCCCCAUUGACUCCGAUGGCUCCAUCAGCAGGUGCAGGGGAGGACUAUGGUCUUCAAUAAUUUAUUAGUCAGAUUUUUUUUUUUUAAAUAUUUAUAUAAACAUUUUUUGUUUGUUUUUGUUUUUUUAGAUUUUAAGCAAUGUGAAAGUUUUUAUUUUAUUUUGUUUGGAGGUUUUAAUAUCUUAUUUGCGUGGUGUGAGGCAAAACCACAGACGUGAAGAAAGAGGGGGGUACCAUUUAACUUUUUAAUUCAGGUUGUAGUCUUAAACAGGGAUUUAAUGUGUUUUUUUGUAAUUAUUUUUAAAUUAAUACAAAAUCCAUAUUUUUAUUUUUGCUAUC
Molecule: messenger RNA, 1076 nt
Organism: Xenopus laevis (African clawed frog)
Lineage: Eukaryota; Metazoa; Chordata; Amphibia; Anura; Pipidae
Product: lysine-specific demethylase 7A-like
Exons: 4
Coding region: 125-526 (133 amino acids)
Source: RefSeq, a predicted model, not a curated record